This is a messenger RNA of Henningerozyma blattae CBS 6284, 1497 nucleotides long. It is a transcript of the gene FRS2, whose product is annotated as phenylalanine--tRNA ligase subunit alpha. Lineage: Eukaryota; Fungi; Ascomycota; Saccharomycetes; Saccharomycetales; Saccharomycetaceae. Bases 1 to 1497 code for a protein of 498 amino acids. Gene Ontology annotation, cellular component: cytoplasm; cytosol; phenylalanine-tRNA ligase complex. The record is from RefSeq and is a predicted model, not a curated record. Gene Ontology annotation, biological process: phenylalanyl-tRNA aminoacylation. Gene Ontology annotation, molecular function: ATP binding; phenylalanine-tRNA ligase activity; tRNA binding. The transcript has a single exon.
AUGUCUGAUUUCCAAUUAACUAUCCUAAACAAAUUAGGACAAUUAGGUGAAAUUAAAUCUACUUUAGAAGUGUUCCCAAGCGUCGAAUCUCAAGAUGUUUUGUCAGCUUUAAACUCUUUGAAAGCCCAUGGUAAAUUAGAAUAUACUAAGCAUGAUAUUAUGCAUUAUGAUUUAAGUAAAGAAGGUCAAGAAGUCGUCGAUAAUGGAUCUCAUGAAAUCGUCUUAUACAAUUUAAUAAAUGAUUUGGGUAAAUUACAAAUUAAAGAUGUUAUGUCAAAAAUGGGUGCUAACGGUAAAGUUGGUCAAGCUCGUGCUUUCAAAAACGGUUGGAUUGUUAAGAAUAAAGAAAAUGAAUUAGAAUUGAGUGAAAAAGUGAAGAGUUCUACUCCAGUAGAUGAAACUAAAAUUUUGCUUCAACAAAUUGCUAAAAAUGAACACUCUGAUAUUGACGCUAAAGUAAUUGCUGAUUUAAAGAAAAGAAAAUUGAUUACUCCAAGAAAACAAACUGAUUAUUCUGUUACUAAAGGUGUUGAUUUCUCUUUAGAAUUGACUAAAUUAGAAACAGAUAUUACUUCUGAUAUGGUUGUUUCUGGUUCUUAUAAAGAUGCUAAGUUCAAACCUUAUAAUUUCAAUUCUCAAGGUUUACCUGCUGCUUCUGGUGCAUUACAUCCAUUAAAUAAGGUUAGAGAAGAAUUUAGACAAAUUUUCUUCUCUAUGGGAUUCACAGAAAUGCCUUCAAACCAAUACGUUGAAACUGGUUUCUGGAAUUUUGAUGCUCUGUAUGUUCCACAACAGCAUCCUGCUCGUGAUUUACAAGAUACUUUCUAUAUUAAGGAUCCUUUAACCUCUGACUUACCAGAUGAUAAAGUUUAUUUGGAAAAUAUUAAAGCUGUUCAUGAAAAUGGUAAAUUUGAUUCUAUUGGUUACCGUUAUAACUGGAAAGAAGUGGAAUGUCAAAAAUUAGUUCUAAGAACUCAUACUACUGCUAUUUCUGCCAAUAUGUUACAUAAAUUAGCUAAAAAUCCAAAACCAGCUAGAUUGUUCUCUAUCGAUCGUGUUUUCCGUAAUGAAGCCGUUGAUGCUACCCAUUUAGCUGAAUUUCACCAAGUAGAAGGUGUUAUUGCUGAUUAUAAUAUCACUUUGGGUGAUUUAAUUAAAUUCAUGGAAGAUUUCUUCGCAAAGAUGGGUGUUACCGGUCUACGUUUCAAACCAACUUAUAACCCAUACACUGAACCAUCUAUGGAAAUUUUCUCAUACCAUGAAGGUUUAGCUAAAUGGGUUGAAAUUGGUAACUCAGGUAUGUUCAGACCUGAAAUGUUGGAAUCCAUGGGUUUACCAAAGGAUUUGAGGGUCUUAGGUUGGGGUUUAUCCUUAGAAAGACCAACUAUGAUUAAAUAUAAGGUGCAAAAUAUCAGAGAAUUAUUAGGUCAUAAAGUUUCUUUGGACUUCAUUGAAACAAACCCAGCUGCUAGAUUGGAUGAAGAUUUAUACGAUUGA